This is a messenger RNA of Plectropomus leopardus (leopard coralgrouper), 6627 nucleotides long. NCBI's taxonomy places the organism in Eukaryota, Metazoa, Chordata, Actinopteri, Perciformes, Serranidae. The record is from RefSeq and is a predicted model, not a curated record.
AUUAAAUUGGAGAGUGGAGGACAAAAAGCUACUGCUUCUUUGGUCUCACCUACCGACGCCUGCUGUUGCUGCUGUCUCACUGACCUGUUGGCAGAGGCAGAACACUUCCCCCCCUCCUCUCUCUGGCCAAGCCAUUAGCCAUGAAUAAUGGUGCUGCUACCAUCACAGCCAAUUGUCUGGAUGAAAAGCAGGCUCUGCCUCACUUACCGUUGUGUGUUAGCUUGUGACCGAACCGCAGGUUCAGGAUCAUAGUUUCUGAUCAGCUCUGUGGUCCAGGUCAGAGCAGGGCAACUGGUGGAUACGUGGAGAGAGAGAAAGACAGAGAGAGGGAGGGAGAGGGAGAGGAGAGCAGCAUCUGUUACAGUUAAACUCCUGCCGCUGUAUCACUGGGAACCCCGCGAGCAGAUGUGAUGGUUGAGUGAUGCAGACACUGGACACAGAGGCACAUCAUCAGACGCUGCACUGAACAGUAUAACUAUUUCACUGGUCUGUAUACCUGCGUUCUCAUGCGACUGGCAGAGUAGAAGCUCAUUGCUGCCCUGAAAAGAUGGUGGGGCUAAGAAACUGCUCUACAUGGGAACCAUUGCUGCUUAAGGCCUCCUGCAUCAAGUCCUGUGCCAACGGCUGCUCCCUGGGCAUCACCGCACACCUUACCUACGCUAAUGCUGACAUAGAGUCUGUAGAGGGUGUGUUUGUGUACCCUCUCGGGGAGAAGGAGGUUGUGGUGGGCUUUGAGGCUGUUAUUGCGGGGCGGUUAGUCGGGGUCCAGAUCCAGAGCAGAGGGAAGCUGAAGGACUGCUGUUUGGAUUGCUGCCCUGGAUCUGGUCUUGAAGGCCACUGUGGAAAUGGCCGGGAGUGGGGCUGCUGUGGGAGCUCUAAUCUUGACAUGCAAUGCACCAAUGGACAUCUCAUCCUGGAUGAAGACCUUGAGAGAACCACCUUUAUCGUGGGCACAGGCCUCAUUGGCCCCAUGGAUAUAGUGUCUGUUAUCAUAAGCACCACGCUAGAACUCCCAACAUUAGAAAAUGGAGCAAUCCGCAUUGUCUACCCCACAUUGCUGACCCCGAUCGUCACUGGCCAGAUAACUCAAAGCAAGAGUGAAAACGGGGGAAAAUCUGAAGAAACUGGACCAACAAGCUGUUUUGGUGCCACCUCAGGAAAACAGGACCGGGCUCUGGACUCAGAGCAGCAGUGUGCCCAUGCCAUCUUCACCAGUCCAGCUGCCAACCUGGCACCUUACGAACUCAACUUCCAGCUGCUGGUCAGAGGAGCCUGCCUAUUGGCCGGACUGGAGAGCCCUACUCACGCUCUGAGGGCAGAUGCAGACCCCAGUGCCCAAAGUGCCUCUGCAACCUACAUCACCUUGGCUCAGGAGCAUCCAUAUGACAGACACAUAGAGAUCAUUCUGCACCUCAGUGAACCUCACAGUCCAUUGGUCAUAUUAGAGAGAGGCAGGCUCUCAUUCUGCCAGUAUGAACAGCUGAUCUGCUCCCGCCGAGAUUUCAUUCGCUGCACUCGCAAAGAUUCAGAGCCUGAGAGGAAGCUGGAGUUUAUGAGGAAGCGGUACCACAAGGACAUUCUGAGCAGCCCCGUCUUGAUGCUCAAUUUCUGUCCCGACUUGCUGCGUGAACCUCUGGAGCUGCACAAAGCCACCCGAGAACUGCUGUUCCUUGUCGAUCGCAGCGGCAGCAUGAGUGGCACCAACAUCCAUCGUGUAAAGGAUGCCAUGGUGGUGGCAUUAAAGAGUCUCCCCUCUGGCACCAUGCUCAACAUUGUGGGCUUCGGCACGACCAUCAAGCCUCUGUUCACCUCCAGCAAGCUCUGCACUGAUGCCACUCUUAUGCAGGCGUUUGAGUACGUCCAGAGGAUGAGAGCUGACAUGCGAGGCACCAACCUGCUGGGGGCGCUGUCCUGGGUGUACCAGCAGCCCAUGCAGCGCUCAUAUCCUCGCCAGGUCUUCCUCAUCACAGAUGGAUCCAUCAGCAAUGUGGCAAAAGUGCUGGAGCUGGUCCGCAGAAACACAUGCGCUGGCAGAUGCUUUGGCCUAGGCCUUGGUCCCCGAGCCUGCAGGAGACUCCUGCAGGGCGUUGCCAAACUGACAGGAGGGGCUACAGAGUUCCUGGAUGAUGAGGAGAGACUUCAGCCCAAGUUAAUCAAGUCUCUGAAAAAGGCCUUUGAACCUGUGCUGACCGACGUACGGAUUGAUUGGUACCUGCCAGAAAACAUGGAGGCUUUUCUGUCACCCAAUGAAAUCCCUCCACUCUACCCUGGAAAUCGUCUAAUUGGAUAUUGCACUCUCUACGAUAUGACAAAUUUCAAAGCAAAAAAGACAGAGUCUCAAGGACGGGGCUAUAAAGGCGCACAUCGUGACUCCACUGGUUCUGUUUUUGGACAAUCAAAUGAUGAGCUUUCACCUCCUCCUGCCUCCGAAUUAAUGCCCGUGGUGACAUGUGCAGAUGGCACCGAUUUGGAGGAGGCACUGAGGGAGAUAUCCAGAGAAAUCUCCUCUGAGUUCUCCUGUGCCAGAAACACAGAUCCUGGAACUAGCCCAGGCGUGGAGCUUGACUGGUCCAGUGACGUGAGGAGAAGGAUCCAGGAGAGCUCGUACAUCCAGGAGCAGUAUGUCCUCACUCGCUGCUCACUCAGUAGCGAGCGGAGUCUACAAACACAGUCCUACUCACACAUACACGCCUCGUCCAACUCUGACUCUGCAGGCGGGGUCUUUCUGCCUGACCCUAACUCCCCCGGUUCACUGCUGGACACAGGGUCUCUACCACAAGGCCUUGAAAAGAUGCCGCCUCCAGAACAGAGAUCAUCCCUGUCACGCUGGGCAGACUCUGCAUGGCAGCAAAACCUCUCAGUGGAAACUCCUGAUAACGGGACAGAAAAGAGUGGGCGUCUGGAUGGAGGUGAGGAGUCUCGUAGGAGACAUAAAGCACUGGCCCGUUCAACCAUGGCAGCGCGGAGUUUCUCAUCGCCUCAGGGUGAGAUGGAGAUGCAUCGCCUAAGGAGAGCUCUGGAGAGGGUCUCCUUCGACCAAACACUGGGAGGGAGGCUGGACGAAAGCGAUGGGGAGACAAAGCCCCCAUCAAGAGGCACACUGUCCCGCAUGAGCCUCACUGACUCCAACGGACUCCUGUUCCCCGCCUCUCCUCUGGACUGGGACAGCUUCACAGACCCAGAGUACCUCUUUACUCCUGCUCCACCAGAGGAUCCUCCACCAGGGCAGUGCCGCUCGCUCAUUCACGGCAUGCUGAGCGGCAGACCUGUUUCCUGGGAAGCCACUGUGGACCUGGGGCACCUCUGGACACCUGACAGCCAGGAGUCACCCGGAGCUGAGGGAGGAGGGGACGAAGUAAAACAAGGGGAACCAUGGGAGGAAAUCAUUCACCAACUGACUGCUCGCUCAGUGAUCCGGGACUUUGAGAAAAUGGCAGAGAAGGAAAGCGAAAUUGGACAUGGUUCAGCUAAGCGAUAUCGCAUGAAGGCUAUCCAGACUAGUAAGCACUGUAACAUCAUCUGCAUGUACACAGCCUUCACUACCACCAAUAGCAACCCCAACAAAGGCUUGCCAGACUGUAUGGACGUCCAAAACACAGGGAUGCAUUUGGGAAACAGACGGAGUUCCCAGUCAGGUAGUCGCAGGCAGAGGGCCUAUUCUGUUGGUUUGGGCAGACGGCGCACGAGCAGAGACAGCGAGGAGAUGGAGGACACCUGGGACUCUACAGAUCUAGGGGGCAGUGCGUACUCUGCCACGGCCCCAGCAAUAACAGGCGCCUCAUGCACUCGUUCACAGCGGUCUAUCGAGAGCAAGUCAAUGGAGAGCUUCUUUGGCAACAGAUUUCCACUUGGCAGACUCAGGUCCUCUAUUUCAUCAGGAAAGCAGGUUCCUCUCAAGUCCCACUGUUUGUCUGCAGAGACUGAGAAACAACCUGAAACUGAAGCCCCAGACUACCUGCCCCUGGUGCGUCUGCAGCUGGCAUCAGGGGCCUUCCUUCUGACGGAGAUCUACUCUGACUGUGUCCAGAUCCCUCUGGACCGCCUGAAAAGGGCUUCACCUUACAGCCUCCACCGCCGCAGCCUCAGCCCACCCUUUCGCUGCACGUCUCCCAGUGCUCCAUCUUUAUCCACCUCCACCAAGCCCCCAGGUGCACCCACUAGCCACCAUGUUACCUUUUCUCCUUCCUCCUGCUCCAUUGCCAAACCAACUGCUCCUCCUUUCCACCACACUCCAGACGACACUCCCCUGAUGCUGGAGCCAAGGCUUCGCCGAAGACACCUGUCUGACCGAGACCCUGUCACCUCACCCCCUGACCUCCCCAGCUCUGAAGAGGGCUCCCUGGAGCUAUCUGUCGGCCCCUUUCAGAGCCAGAGCCAAGGCCAGGCGGACAGUGGUCGUGGAUCAGAGACAGAUGUGUGUGAAGGGUCCUCAUCAGAGCCAGCUGACCUCCAGGGGAGCAGCCUGUUGGCUCAGGAGGACCUGGAGGGCUCGAGCUGGGCCACAGCUGUGGCUCUAGCCUGGUUCGAGCACCGCUGCGCCGGCUACUUCAUGGAGUGGGAGCUGGUGGCGGCAAAAGCAGAUUUCUGGCUGCGCUGUCAGGAGCUACCCGAGGGAGUGGACCUAGCAGGGCUGAAGGGAGCCGCCAGACAGCUGUUCCUGCUGCUGCGCCACUGGGAUGAGAACAUCAAGCUCAACAUGCUGUGUUAUAACCCCAAUAAUAUGUGAGAAGAUGAUCUCAGAGAAAACUGAGCCAGAUCUACUGAUUAAUCAAUCAGAGUGACUCCAGAGAAGCUACGCCUUUAAAUGGAAGAGUAAAUCCUGUAUUUUAUUUGCAGGAUCAACUAAUGACCAUAACCUAGAGCCAAGUUCAUUCUAAUAUUACAGGGAUAGUUCAGAUUUUUCAGUGGGGUUACAUGGAGUAUUUAUUCAUAGACAGUGUAUUACAUAUAGCAUCAGGGGUGGCCAAACCUUUUUGAUUGUGGGCCAUAAACAGAAGAAUUUAAAGAGUCAAAAGCCAAAUAGCAAAGACAUAAUUUUCCACCAGUUAUACUGCAAAAAAUAAACCUGUUUCUAGACCAGAAAAGCCUACUGGCCAUCGAAAAUUCUUUUUUUUUUUUAUCAAACUUACGAUGCAUUAUUACUAUACAGUUUAACUUUUGACAUGACAGCUGUUUACUGGUGUGCCUACAAAUUACAAAGAAGUAUUUCUCCAUCGUUUUUCAGGUCCCCUGCCAUGUUUACUGAGGUAAAUGUUUUUUAUCGACUAGCAAUCAAUCAUUGAAGGUCAACAUCUAAUGUUUAAAAUAGGAGGUGCAAUCACAGGGCUUGCUAAUAGUAGUUGCUCAAGACAACAGCGACAUUGUGUUAAAACCAGGCUGUGCUAUGUACAUCAGUGAAAUUUAUUAGAAAUAUUCUCAAGCCAUAUUAUGGUUUAUUUUUAAUAAUUUCAAGCAGCCCAUUUAAAAACAGGCAGUGGGCCCACAAGCUGUGGUUUUGCCAUCCUCCAGUAAAUGCAUGUACUUUGCUCUCUUCAAAGCCACUGGACUCCAUUGACAAAAACUACCACUGCCUCAAUCAGUGGGUUACUUUGUGUUUUAGUGCAACUUUGAAAGAGGUUACUUCAGAUUCACCAAAAAGUCACACAAUAACACAAACUAACUGAUGGAGGCAGCGGUAGACUAACAGCUCCUGUGUCCAGCAAAAUCAAAUCAUUGUUUUUCUAAAUGGAGUCUGGCUUUGACAGCUUAAUUUCACCACAAAUUCACUGUUGGACAGCAAAAUAAAGCAAGAAAAAUAUUAUAAAUAUAUCGUAUACUUGGUCCUCCAAACUGGGGGCAUGCCGACCGCUAUCUACUGUAGGUAAUACACUGAUAAAUACCUCAUACAACCCCACUUCAAAAGGUCCGAACUACUCCUUAAAGUUUCACAUUAACCAUUUUAAUGAUGUAAGACUUUAUACUUACAAAUACCCUUAAAUGACUUGGACCAAGUGGCCUUUAAUCAUAAAUCUAUAUAACGCUUUAUGCAAUCACAAGAAUGCCUUGACCGUCUGAAUGGGCUUUUUGUAGUCUAUAUGCAGUCGGUUACUUUGCCAAAUGUAUAAUCACAGUCAGUCAGUGUUGAAUGGGAAUGAUUUUGAUGAUCAGGGUGACUAUUUGAUAAAUUGAUGAAAUCUUACAUUAAAUGAAAUUAUUGUUGGAAAAUAAAAAAAACAAAACAAAAAAAAAACAGUAUGCAAUUUAGCCAUUUGUUGUAAUGUGAUCCAUAAACAUAUGUAAGACGAGGAUUAAGUGGCAUCUGUUUAAUAUAAAAUGUCACACUUUUGCUGUCUGAGUCUACUCCAUUUUUUUCACAUUAUAUCUACUCAUGUGCUCAUGAGUGUAGUGAGCCACUCACAACAGAAGAUGAAUCAAUUUCAUAAUAAGUCAGACAAAUAGCCACGAUUGUCUACAGCUUGGUUUUAGAGAAUUUUGAAAAAUGAUGCAACUACUGAAAAUUAUUUUUGGCCUUGUAGGGGAGAAUACGGCAGAUAUCGUGGCAAGUGGAAAUGACUGUAUGCAAUUAAUUUAAAGCUUUUGAUGCAACAUUCAAGUAUCAUAUUAAUGACGUUCUGAAAUAUACUCCCU